This is a messenger RNA of Caenorhabditis auriculariae, 5953 nucleotides long. The record is from the annotation of a GenBank genome assembly. Lineage: Eukaryota; Metazoa; Nematoda; Chromadorea; Rhabditida; Rhabditidae.
AUGAAUAGAGAGUUAGAGGUGGAGGAUGAGGAGGAGCAGCAGCUCUACUCCUACAGUCAGCUCGACCGUAUUGAACAGAUUAUCGCCCCGGUUCAAGGUCAAGGACACACUAGCACCCAUGAGAUGUACUUUAGAAGGUUCGUUAAAUCAAAAAAACUAGUAAAAAGGGCAAAAUUUGGAGUUUUGGCCAAAAUUAUCAGUUUUUGUCGACUUUAAAGCAAUAAAAAUUGAAAAACGACUUUUUGGUCAGAGUUUCAUGGGAAAUUAUCAGUUUUUAUCGACUUUGAAAAGAAAAUUCAGAACCAGAGGCAAUAUUUCGUGUUGUCAAUGUUAUUUUAAAAAUAGGAAGUUUCUAGAAUUUUUUUAUUUUUAACAGAGGACCUUAGAAAAAAAUGAGAAGAGUUAUGGGAAAGUAUAAAUUUUGCAAUUUUGAUUAGCUUUUCGUUUAAAUUUAUCAGUUUUGGCAACAUCGAUACUUUCAACCGGAGACAAGAUUUCCUGCUUUUUUUGAUAAUUUGAAGGAGGAGAUGUACUUUUAGAAGUUUUUGUUUAAAACAAAAAGAAACUAGUAAAAAGGUAAAAUUUGGAGUUUUGGUCAGCAUUUUUUCGAAAAUUAUCAGUUUCUGACGAGUUUCAAGCGAUAAACAUCGAGUAAAAGGGAAAAUUGAAGAUUUGGUCAGCAUUUCGUGGAAAUAUCCAUUUUUGUCACCUUUUGAAAAGAAAAUCUUCAACUAGAGACAAGAUUUCAUGCACUAAUUGAUGAUUUGAAGGAGGGAAUAAUGUACUUUAGAAAGCUUGUUUCACUUGAGAAAUCAUGAAAAAGGAACAAUUUGGAGUUUUGAUAAGUCUUUUUAUUAAAAAUGAUCAGUUUCAGAGAGAAAGUGUGAUUUUUUUCUUUCAUUUGUUAGAUUUUUAAUUAGAUUCGGUAUGAAUCAGAAUUGAAAUUAGGACCAAACUCAGAAUUGAAAGCAUUUUUUUGGUCGUUGAAAUGGACUCUUCGAUGAACUUUCAUAGAAAUCUUAAAAUGAGUGGUUUCAAAAUUAUAUUUCGAAGAGUAAAAACCUUUUUCUCUCUCUUAUUUGAUGACUACAAAAAGUUUUUUUGAAACGAUCUUUAUUAUAUAAAAAAAUAAUUAUUUCAAAUCGUUCAUAUCUAUUAACCAAUUAUUUUUUUCAAUACAUUUUUUUCAUCAACUAACUAUUUUUUUCAUCAAUAUUUUUUUCUAGAUAUCUAGUCUACGCCUGGACGAAGUUGCUCCACGAGCUCGAGGCCAUGGGAACCGACGAUUCGAUGGAAUCCCCGAGAACUGUCGGAGUCGUCCCGGUUGACUUGUCGGUUCCACAAUUAAUAAAGGAAAAAAUGGAUUUUUACGCUGUCUAUCUGUAGAGCAAAAUCUCCAAUUUUUAUUUGAUUUUGACCGUUUUAUGAGAAAAAAAUCCUUCUAGAAAAGUUCCGAAAACUGAGAAAAAUCUAGAGAAAAUGACAAUAUUUUUUUAAUGUUACUUCAUUCAGUUGAGAAUGGAUCCAAAAAUAUAUAUAGGAAAUUCCGUAUUUUUGAAGCUGAUUUUGAUAGAAAUCUGGUAGAUUUUUGAGAAUUUUGAAAUGGAAAAAAAUCAAAAAUUGAUUUUUUUAUCUGAAGAAAAACUCGAAAAUUUUUAAAAAUAGCCUCGAAACUUUAAAAAAAUAUGAUUUUUCCUUGCUAAUUUUUUGUAAAAAUUCGGAUUUUCUAUCAUUUAAAAGUUUAAAAAAAGGUAAUAUUUAUCAGGGAAAAAUAGUUUUAGCUUAAGGGAAUUUUUUAAUCAGUUUGGAUGAAAAAUAUACAUCUUCAUUUUCCAGAAACGCCUUCGAAGACGUCAAAGAAGGCCGGCUCCAGAAGGAAAAAGCCUUCGAUUUCAUUAUCGAUCGAUUUCAUUCGCAGUUCAGCGAUAAUUACAGUUCGUUUCCGAAAAAAAGCUCAAAUUUGAACUGAACAAUUAAAAGUUCAUGGUCCCUAGAGUGGUCCCUAGAGGGGCGACCUCACCGGCUCUUGUAGAUUCUCCUCAAGGGACUACCUCACCUCCACCGCUAGGGGUACAAAAACUGACGGAAGUGGUCACUUUAGGGGUUUAGUUAGUGGCUACUCUAGGGUAGUAGGAUAGUUUUAUAUAAACGAAUAGUUAUCGUUAAUUAUUUUAAAGAGUGGUCCCUAGAGUGGAAACCUCAGGGGCUCGUGUAGAUUCCCCUCAAGGGACUACUUUACUUUCCCCUAUGGGCGAGUCUAAAAAUAGGAAAGUAUGGUGUGUCUAAGGUCGCUAAGUUUUAAGGAACCUACGUCACAGUGGUCCCUAGAGGGGCGACCUCUUGUAGAUCUCGCUGGAGGAAUCACCUCACCUCCACCGCUAGGGGUACAAAAACUGACGGAAGUGGUCAUUCUAGGGGUUUAGUUAGUGGCUACUCUAGGGUAGUAGGAUAGUUUUAUAUAAACGAAUAGUUAUCGUUAAUUAUUUUCAAGAGUGGUCCCUAGAGUGGAAGCCUAAGGGGCUCGUGUAGAUUCCCCUAACGGACUACUUUACUUUCCCCUAUGGGCGAGACUGAAAAUAGGAAAGUAUGGUGUGUCUAAGGUCGCUAAGUUUUAAGGAACCUACGUCACAGUGGUCCCUAGAGGGGCAUCUUUCGGGGCUCUUGUAGGUCCCGUUAAGGAGCCUCAUAGUGGUCCCUUGAGGGAUAUCUUCAGAAGCUUUUGUAGGUCUCGCUGGAAGAAACCACGUUCACCUUCACCUCUUAGGACGCUAAGGUUCACGGAACUUAGGAGCGUCAUAGUGGUCCCUAGAGGGGCGACCUCUCCGGCUCUUGUAGAUCUCGCUGGAGGAACAGCCUCACCUCCACCUCUAGGACACAAAAACUGACGGAAGUGGUCACUCUAGGCGUUUAGUCACUUCCAUCAUUUUUAUGAAAAUGAAACAAAAUGAUAUUAGUUCGAGUCGAAGUCAUUCAAUAAAUAUUGUUUUCGAGUAAAUCAGGAGGAAAGACCCGAGGUGUCUCAACGGGUGUACCCGUGUUUCUGAGGUUAUUUUAGUCUCCGUCGGGCUAAAACGGGGGAGCAACGGGUGCAAGAAAAGUAUGUCCCCCAGCUGUGCUAAAUCGGGGUCUCAAUUGGGCUAAAGAUUUCCAGAAGUUCUACCAACUGUGUUUCUACGGGUUCAAUACGGGGGAACCCGCUGACACCCCGUUUUAGCACGGCUGGGUCACCCUGCUCAGCAUGCGAGGAGAGGAGAAUAUAAAAAUGAUAUUUGAAAGGGAAAUCUUGAUGAAAAUAAAAAAAGCCGUGAAAAUGAUCAUUUUAUCUUUUUGAUUUCCUUAAUAAGUUAAGUUUCAUCAUUUGUGUGAAUAGGCAGACGUUGUAAACAUCGAUGAUAAUGUCUCAUUUGCCACUGCCAAAAAAAUUAUAUCAGCAAGCCUGAAAAAAAGGGUAUUAAUUUAAUUAAAGGAGUGGACUUUGAAAAAAAAAUUGCUUUAUUGCGAAGUGCUUAUGACGGAUUUUCGAAUGAUUUUCGACUUUUAAAAACAUUUUUCAGUUCACAUUCCUUGCAAAAAUAAAUUUUUAUAAAAAGUUUUUGAAUUAUUUUUUUCUUGAGGAAAUACAUAAAAUGGAAAAAAAUAGGUCUUUGAAAAAGAAAAAUAUUGAUUGCUUCUAAGUAGGAGAUUCAAAAGCUCAUUUUUGAAGGAUUUUUCAAACAGAUAAUCUUUUUUUAUUGGUUAAUUUUUCUUUGCAAAAAAACAUUUUAAUAAAGAUUAGAAUUUUUUUGAAGCAUUGGUUUUUCCAUAUUCUUGAUGAAAUGUUCAUUUAAAAAAAGCUAGGAUUUUUCGAAAGAGACUAUUUUUGAUGAUUUUAUCAUGGUCUAAUAUUUUUUUAUGAUUUUUCAAAUAACUGCAUAUAUUAUUCAUCCACAAAAAUUAAAUGUUAAAGAAGAGCCAAAUAGAAAAAUCACAGACGAAAAAAGUUUUUUUGUUCUAAACAGCUUAGUGAUUCAUUCAGCGGUCAAAAAAAGAUUUUUCAAUUUUUCAAGUUUAAAAUUUCAUCGAAAACUUAGAAGUCAAGAAUUUUUCAGAAAUCCAAGAAACGCCAGUUUUGGAGGUGUCCACCGAACAAAUUUGGGAUCAACCGGCCGUUUUCAUUGCCACAGGACAGAUUAACUUGUGUAAGUUUCGAAAAAAAAAAGUCUAUAGGAGUUUUUCAAAAAACGAGUUUUGACUUUUAUAAUGUUUAGUGGUCACUGUAGGGUUUUGGCGUUCUAGUGGCCACUAUAGUGGUCAAAACAGGGGCCACUUGAGUUGCCAAAAGUUAGUGGCCUUUUAAGGAGUCCGGGUGACAUUACUAGACCACUUUAGUGUCACCUCCAAAUGUUCCUUUAGGAGCCGCUUAAGUGACCACUAGAGCUUCUCCCCAAAGGUGCAAUUUUGCAGACCGAACAAUCGAAGUGGCCUUCGACAGCAUCAUCGACAAAAUCGAGACGGGCCAGACGUCCUACCUCGACGAUCUGCGGUUCCUUCUCGGGCCAACCGCGGUAGACCCGCGGCUGGACGAGGACUCCCGCGGGCGUGUCUGCAGUGCUGCCCGCAGGGCAAGAUUUCAGGUUCGUCUUGUUCUGUUUGAAGUGUGAUGAAGGACUUUUUAACUUGAGAUUUUUUUGAAAUGAAUCCAGCGUACUUCUUAAAAAUCCUAUAACCUGAAGAAUUUCCUAUUUUUUGAAUAAUUGUGCCUAGAAAACCAAAAGAAACUAUUAAAAUAGGUCAUUUCGAGGCUUCGAGCCCUUCUUGGAAAGUUUUAUAAGUUGAGACUGUUAGGGGCUUGUCGACGAAAAUCUUGGUAGUUUUUAGAAUUUCUGAAGAAAAUACACAAAAACCAGCGACUUUGGGAACGCCCGAGUGGCCCCUAGAGAGACAGCCUUAGGGAGCUUGAUGGUUUCCCUCAAGGGGUCACCUUCCCUUCCCCUAUAGAGGGCACUGAAGCUUGCAAAAGUGGCCACUUUAGGGGAGAAUACUAGUUUUUUUAUUGUUAAGGACUUCUCUAGAGAGCACUAGGUGUCCCAUGUAUGGCUUUUUUUUUCCCUAAUCCCUCUAGGGACCACUAUGGCGUUCUCAAAAGGUUGAAAAGUGCUCCUAACAGAUUUAUGUUCUGGGAAAAAUUUUAGUGGCCACUAUAGAGGCUCGCCACGGAAUACUUGGAGAAGACACUAAAGUGGCCACUAAAGCUACCUCUAUAGUGGCCACUUUUUUCUGUUUUAGUGGCCACUAUAGAGGUUCGCUAAUUAGGAGCCGCUUCAGUAGUUUUUCAUCCAGUAUUCCUUUCAUUAUGAUAAUUUUACAGAUUGGGCCAGUUAUGAUGAUCCAUUGAUCCCUAAAGUGGCCACUAAAACGUUUAGUGGUCUAGUAGUAGCCCUUAGACCUCUAUAGUGGCCACUAAGUUUUAACCCCCAAGUGGCCACUUAUUUGACUACUAUAAUGGCCACUAAAAUGUCAAAACCCUCUAGUGGCCACUUAAAAUGUUCACACUUGUUGCAAAAAAAGACGGGAUUUGGAAAAAUUGAACCUGAGGCUAUUUUUGUGAAGUUAUAUUCAAUUGAGUCUCAAAUAAAUUAUGUUUUUCAUUAUUUUGAAUUGUCAACCAACGUUGGUGGGAAAUGUUAACAUCUGAUACCGAGAAAUGACAUUUUUUUUUUCCCCCUCCUAAAAGCCUCGAUUUCAGACGAUUCGCUCGAUCCGAGCCCAUCUCGCCUCCAAAAAAACCCUCCGCGAGGAGGACUUAUACAAGUCGGCGAACUUCCGCAAAAAAAUCUACCUCGCCAAGUUCUUCCGCAUCGAAUCUCAUGCCCACAAGAUUCGCAGGACUAUCAGGCGAAUCAACAGGGCCCAGAGAAGAGACAACCUUCCCGAGUUGAUUUUCGACACGGACCCCGUUGUGCCGAGUCUUUGA